Molecule: messenger RNA, 1051 nt
Organism: Linum tenue
Lineage: Eukaryota; Viridiplantae; Streptophyta; Magnoliopsida; Malpighiales; Linaceae
Source: the annotation of a GenBank genome assembly
CAGCACCUCAAGCUCCCGACUGUAGAUAGGAAAAGGCAACUCACAGCUUCGCUCCCACUCGAUCGACUUCCAUGGCCACCAAAGUGUACAUCAUAUACUAUUCUAUGUAUGGGCAUGUGGAGAAACUUGCAGAGAAAAUAAAGGAAGGAGCUGCAUCUGUUGAAGGUGUUGAAGCCAAAUUAUGGCAGGUUCCCGAGACUCUGCCAGAAGAGGUCCUGACAAAGAUGAGUGCACCAACAAAGAGUGAUGUACCAUACAUCACACCAAGCGAGCUCCCUGAUGCUGAUGGAUUCGUGUUUGGCUUCCCAACCCGAUUCGGAAUGAUGUCUGCCCAAUUCAAAGCAUUUAUGGACGCAACUGGAUCUCUUUGGAGGACACAGCAGCUGGCUGGCAAGCCUGCUGGCAUAUUCUACAGCACUGGUUCUCAAGGUGGCGGCCAAGAAACCACGCCAUUGACUGCAAUCACUCAGCUUGUUCACCACGGAAUGAUAUUCGUCCCCAUCGGCUACACAUUUGGUGCCGGCAUGUUCGAGAUGGAGAAGGUGAAAGGCGGCAGUCCUUACGGAGCCGGAACUUUUGCAGGCGACGGAUCGAGGCAGCCAUCGGAGCUCGAGCUGGAGCAGGCCUUCCACCAGGGGAAGUACAUUGCCGCAAUCACAAAGAAGCUCAAGGGUGCGGCCUAAAUCAUCCAAUCGGGUUUAAUACAGUACAGGAGUCUCGCUCUCAUUCUUCGGUAUAUAAUUUUCGCUCCCGCCAAAAGAAAGCAAUGCUAGUCGGAGGCUAUUCGAGGUCUCUGUAUGUCUUUACUAAGCAACCAUGGUCGAUCUGUGUAAAUGAUAAGGAAGAGGUGGCUUUCUUUUAGCUUGGUUCUGUAACCCUACUUUCUUCAUGGAAGUUUCUAUGUAUCGAAAGCUAUGUGUUACUGAAAGGGUAUGCAGUCUGCUCAGUCCGUGUCUCUCUUGGUAGUUACUCUUUCACUUUCAUCGGUUCGUAUUAAAUCAGCGAGAUAGUACCGCUAUAUCAAGUCCUUGUUUCUCUUUCGCUUUUUUUU